CCGGCGCGCGCAGCGCUUCCGGGUCUCGGCGGGUCAGGGCGGGCGGUGCUGCCGCGUCUGCGGUAUGGAUAACGGGAAGGAUGACAAAAGCAGGAUGCUGUGUGCAACUUCACAAGAAGAGCUGAAAGUCCGAGGAAAAGAAAAAAGGAAACGUAAACGCAGUAGAAGCAGAUCAUCAUCCAUUUCAUCCACAUCGUCUUCUAGCACUGCAUCUACUUCUUCCUCCUCAUCACGCUCAUCAUCAAGGUCGUCUUCUUCAAGUAGCAGAGAUUCUCCUAAAUCUAAAUCAAAGAAAAAGAAAAAAGAAAAACACAACAAAAAGAAAAGGAAAAAGGAAAACAAAAUGAAGAAAAAGAAAGAAAAGAAGAAAAAGAGAGAGAAAACGGGACCUGUCCAGCUUUCCAAGUUCUUUAAAAACAAAAAGAAAAAUGAAAACUACAGCAUGAUAACUGGAAAGAAAAUCAAGAUGAAAAUAAAGAAGACUAAGCAGGAUAAAGAGAGAGACCGUAACCGUGCAGAACUCCUUGAAUUUCUGAACUCAGCCUUAUAAUGGGAAGAGUGUUGACCAAGGACAUGUACAUGUACGUAUACCAAGCCAACAAUCACGAGGCCUAGCAAAACACUAAAGGGAAACUCAGGGAAAAGGAUGCCAAGUUUGACAAGACGAGACUCUCCUGUUGUGAAGACAAAUGGGCUGUCCCUUUUUACUGGCGAAAUGAAGAGUAACUGAUAACUUUAUUAAUGAAGAUCCAUGUCCUUCUUUUGAGAUCUGAAGGUAAUAGCCAGGCUGUGGUGUUUUAGAAGAGCCUAAGAGUCUGUUGUUGACAAUGAUAAGAAAUGGCACACUGAAGUUCAAUAAUGUAAUUUCUAUCCUAACUGCAUGCAGAACGAAAUCUUAGUUUCAAAUGUCUUAGUGUUUCUAGUAGUUUAAACAAAGCAGAGUAUUUGUAAAUGUCUAUUUGAAAGAUGAGGCGUUUCUAUAUGAGUAUUUUUUUCCAGUAGUGGUUGUACUUGUCCUAAAGAACAAGUUGACCAUUAUAAAUAGAACAUGCUUUUACAUAAAUGUUUUUUUGACAGUU
This is a messenger RNA of Cuculus canorus (common cuckoo), 1079 nucleotides long. Its product is annotated as corepressor interacting with RBPJ 1-like. The record is from RefSeq and is a predicted model, not a curated record. The transcript is spliced from 7 exons. The coding region runs from base 65 to 550 and encodes 161 amino acids. NCBI's taxonomy places the organism in Eukaryota, Metazoa, Chordata, Aves, Cuculiformes, Cuculidae.